GAGCAAGGAGGAUUAACCAACAUGCCCCCUACUUUUGACACCUAGCGUUUCCUCAUACAUCCCAUAAUACUUAUCUCACAAUCAUGUUUUCUAUCGAUUACAGCGGCAAGAUUGUCUUUAUCACCGGCGGGGGUCGUGGUAUUGGUCUCGCCUUGACGGAGGCUUUCGCGGAAGCCGGUGCGACUAUUGUUGUUACUUACAACUCGCGAGACCCUUCGGAAUACGUUCAGGCCGUCUCAAAGAAGUUCCGCGUUCCCAUCCAUGUCUACCAUUGCCCCGCCGAGGACUCCAAACGCAUCGAUGAAGUGAUUGAGCUUGCUAGCAGGGAAGUGGGCGAGGUGGACAUUGUGAUUGCUAAUGCCGGCAUGAGUCAGUGGGUCGAAAUGAUUGACAUGAAGGAUGCCGACUUGCACAAGAUGUUUGACGUCAACCUCGUUGCCCCUUUGUUCCUCGCUCGUGCAUUCACCAGACAUUGGCUCGGUCUUCCAGCCACCAUUUCUGAGAAUGACACUGCCCAAGGGUCCAGAAAAGAUGUUGUCAAGCUCAACAAGCGGAUCGUCUUUAUUGCGUCUAUUAGCGGUCUCGUGAAUAUGUCUCCUCAGUAUCAAGUAGCCUAUAAUGCUUCCAAGGCUGGCCUUGCCAUGGCUUCCAAGUCUUUAGCCGGAGAAUGGGCGAAAUACGGUAUCACUGUCAACAGUAUCUCCCCCGGCUAUGUCUCUACCGAUAUGAUCAAGAACCCACCUCCUGGCGAAGGGGAGCGUUGGGUUGCCAGGUGGAAUGAGAUGACCCCUGUCGGUCGCUUUGCGGAUCCCAAGGAAAUUGGUGACACUCUGGUACUCUUAUGCUCCGACAAAGCGUCGACUUUCAUGACUGGACAUGACCUUGUGAUUGAUGGAGGUUACACUACCUAUUAAUUAAGGAACAUGGAGGACCAUAUCAGAUUAUGAACGUCUCAGAAUUAGAACUGAACGUAAGAGUGAAAAUACGAAUACAGUAACUCGGGAGAGGAAAAGCAAAAGACAAUAGAAAGGUCUAACAGACCGAUCUUUGUUGAGUUUCAAAAGUUGGGUUCCACAUUGAGAUACCUUAUCAUUAUUACUGGCAUGAAUCGUCUACUCCUG
Molecule: messenger RNA, 1121 nt
Organism: Cryptococcus deneoformans JEC21
Lineage: Eukaryota; Fungi; Basidiomycota; Tremellomycetes; Tremellales; Cryptococcaceae
Product: 2,4-dienoyl-CoA reductase (NADPH), putative
Exons: 5
Coding region: 84-914 (276 amino acids)
Molecular function (GO): oxidoreductase activity, acting on the CH-OH group of donors, NAD or NADP as acceptor
Source: RefSeq, a predicted model, not a curated record